CUUUUUUUUUGGAUAAAAGCAACCUCUGUGGACCUGCGCUACCGAAAAAUAUGAACUAACAGAAAAUUAAUAAGUUAACAAUUAGGAAAGAAAAGGCUUCUUUGUAGAUAUAUUUUCACGAUAAUGGCAUGCAUGCACAAAAAAUAACACCUAAUAAAGCGAUUUCCAUUAAUAAUAAGAAAUCAACAUAACAUGAAUCACUCUUUUCUUUGCCGAAGUUUGUCUGAAAUUUUUGGAUACAUUUGUAGUAAACAAAUGUUCACUAUAUCAUGCCCUUUCUCAAAGAAAAACAAAUGUUCACUACGAAAGGUAAAUUCCAUGUGUAUAUAUUGUCAAGAGAUGAGGUAAGCUACUAAAAUGUUUUGGGGGUUUUUUUCUGCUAACGAGUUAUAGACAUUCAGUUCAUAAUUUUCCGGUCCUUUUUGUUAAAGAAGACUAGAAGAUAUUAGAUGAUGAUGUUAGUUAAUUAUUUUCCUGCGAUCAAAUAUUUUAGCUUUUUACGUCAUCUUUAUAAAAUAUUUAACCAUAAUAUAUGCAUGUUCAUUUACGUCGCAAUUUGAAGAGAUGGUCAUGCUAUUUAUUCUUAUUUUACUUAACUACAAACAUACAGGACAGGGCAACAGCAACACCAGUACCUUAAGCUAUUGAAAACAUUUCCCCACCACUCCCGAAUGCUAGGAGACAUAGAUUAGACAUAAAAACUUUUUUUGGUUUAAUUUGACAUAUAUACUCUUAUCACUGGAGAGACAUUAAUAAACCAUGAUCAUAAAUUUUGUUCUUAUGAGAUAUUUGUAAUGGCGUUUACUACUAAAACUAUUUAUUACUGGUUGAACUUGAUUCAGCUAAUUAUUAAUCCAUGGGCAGGCCAACAUCCAUAUCUGCAUAUAUGCGAACUCAAUAAUCUACAACACUAGCUCUCAUGUUUAGUUAAUUGAAUUAUCUUAUUAAUUAAGGCUUCACCAAUUUACCAUACAUCCAACUAAGUAAUCAGCGGUAUUUUUGGAAAAGGGUUUGAUAAUCUAAUUAUUGAGCUAUAGCCGGAGGGUAUUCAUGUAAAUUCGUAUGGAGAAGAGUAACGCUUUUGGUUAGAACAUGGGAUUGGAUGAGAUUAUAAAUGUUGAAAACAGUGUGAGACUAACCACAUAACAAACUCUUUUAGUGUUACAAGAAAGAAUGAAACUAUCUCCACCACAACCACCAGCACUUAAGAACAACGACCCAACAGCCGCUGCUUCUGCCGUUAAAUCUUGCGGCGGAGGCGGUGGAGAAACCUUCUCGACGACGAGGCAUCCAGUGUACCACGGAGUUCGCAAACGCCGAUGGGGAAAGUGGGUUUCCGAGAUUAGAGAGCCCCGGAAAAAAUCUAGGAUUUGGCUCGGAUCUUUUCCGGUGCCGGAGAUGGCAGCUAAAGCCUACGACGUGGCCGCGCUUUGUCUGAAAGGAAGAAAAGCUCAGCUUAAUUUCCCUGACGAAAUCGACGAUCUACCUCGACCUUCGACAUGUACGGCCAGAGAUAUCCAAGUCGCGGCGGCCAAAGCUGCCAAUGCCGUCAAGAUCACUAAAGCGGUAGAUGACGUGGCAGACAUCGACGACGGAGAUGAUUUCUGGGAAGGCAUAGAGCUGCCCGAGCUUAUUAUGACCGGAGGUGGGUGGUCGCCGGAGCUUUUCGUUGCCGGAGAAGAUGCCACGUGGGUGGUCGACGGUGACUCGUAUCAGUAUCAGUUCAUGGCGUGUCUGUGAGUGUAGUUGUCUUGUCGACUGUGUCGUAUUCGCUAUACGUGUGCGCUGUAUUGUUAUUGUGUUGGAUAGAUCGAUUUAAUGCAACUAUAUUUUUAUGCAUUUUCAUUUUAUUUGUUUCUAGUUUUAUUGUUUUAUGUGAUUUAUAAAUAUAUACCCUGUUAAGUUUGUACGAUCUGGACGUAUAUGUAUGUUAUUAUAUACAGUUUUGAUUACAUAAAA
This is a messenger RNA of Brassica rapa (field mustard), 1959 nucleotides long. RefSeq names its product ethylene-responsive transcription factor ERF023. Gene Ontology annotation, molecular function: DNA-binding transcription factor activity; DNA binding. The record is from RefSeq and is a predicted model, not a curated record. NCBI's taxonomy places the organism in Eukaryota, Viridiplantae, Streptophyta, Magnoliopsida, Brassicales, Brassicaceae. Gene Ontology annotation, biological process: regulation of DNA-templated transcription.